This is a messenger RNA of Solanum dulcamara, 1766 nucleotides long. RefSeq lists its product as uncharacterized. Bases 188 to 1507 code for a protein of 439 amino acids. Gene Ontology annotation, biological process: transmembrane transport. Lineage: Eukaryota; Viridiplantae; Streptophyta; Magnoliopsida; Solanales; Solanaceae. The record is from RefSeq and is a predicted model, not a curated record. Gene Ontology annotation, molecular function: transmembrane transporter activity. The transcript is spliced from 14 exons.
GUCAGUAGGAUAAGGCUUAUUGGCUUUAAAGGUAUCUUAAUCCAUUAUCAUUUUCACCAAACAUACCAAUAAGUUAGACAUAAUGAUUGAAGUUCCUAUAAAAGCAACAAACCAACUCUAUGUUGUUUGAAUAGAAAGCUAUGACAGAAUUCUAUUAGAAAGAUAAACACUUGAAGCAGAGCAUAAUAUGGAUAAUAUUAGCAGUUUGAAACACUUAUUUGUGACAGUAUUUCUGUCAAAUUUUGCUUUAAAUGUGGUGGCUCCAGCAAUUACUGAUAUCACUAUGGACGCAAUUUGUCCUUCUCAAGACAAGUGCUCUCUUGCUAUUUAUCUCUCUGGUUUCCAGCAAGCUAUUAUGGGAUUAGGAUCAAUGUUGUUGAUGCCGCUGAUUGGAAAUCUAUCUGAUGUAUAUGGAAGGAAAGCUUUGCUCACAAUUCCUGUCACUCUCUUGAUUUUUCCUUCAGUAAUAAUGGCAUACAGGAGGACAACAAACUAUUUUUAUGCAUACUAUGUCAUAAGGACCUUGACUGGCAUGAUCAGCGAUAUCGGCAUUCAAUGCCUCCCCAUUGCUUAUGCGGCCGAUUGCAUGUCAGAGGACAAGCGCGCUUCUGCUAUCGGAAUUGUGACAGGUGUAGGUUCUGCUGCAUUUGUAUGCUCUACCUUUGCUGUUCGUUUCCUAUCGACUGCUCAAAUAUUUCUGGUGUCAUCAAUUUCUUCAUCAGCUGCGGCGUUAUACAUGACAAUAUUCCUAAAGGACACAACUCCUCACGUUAAUAAGAAGUACAAUGCUCUGAAUCAACCCAUUUUAGCUAAUGAAUCUGAAAGUGACUCCUCAGAGAAAACGCUGAGUCCAAUAAAUACUCCACCAUUUUAUCAAAUUAUUUCCUUGCUCAAGAGUAGCACCACAAUUUUAUUGGCAACAUUUAUUUCAUUCUUGUAUGGUCUUGGUGAGGGAGGAGCACAGACUCCAUUUUUGUACUUCUUAAGGGCUCGAUUUCAAUACAAUAAAGACAAUUUUGCUGUCCUAAUGCUUAUUUGCUACGGCGGGGCAACAUUUUCUCAAUUAAUCUUAAUGCCCAAGUUGGCUCCAAUAAUUGGAGAGGAGACAAUACUUUCUUUGGCACUCAUAGCUGGUUUUAGCAAUAUGCUAAUAGAUAGCAUUGCAUGGGCAACUUGGGUUCCUUAUUUAGUCGCUUUGUUUCCCAUGUUUCUUUAUUUAGCAAAACCAGCUUUACAAAGCAUAGUUUCAAAACAAGUUGGACCAAACGAACAGGGAAUUGCUCAAGGGUGCAUUUCUGGCAUAACCUCCUUUGCAAACAUUCUCUCUCCAUUUAUAUUUAGUCCUUUGACAGAUCUUUUCUUAUCUGAGAGAGCUCCAUUUAAUUAUCCUGGUUUUAGUAUGUUUUGUAUCGGCCUUCCUUGGUUGAUAGCAAUUAUACCUACCAUGAUGAUAAGCUGGUUUGAUACCUAUAAUUCAAGCCACAAAAUCAGGGAUGUCCUUUGCUAGGAAGCUUGAAGGAGAAUAAUUCAAUAAGCUAUGUUUAUUUGUAUAUCUAAAAUCCAUCUUAUACACACAAUUUUCAAAUGAUAUAUUUUGUAGGAGUGUUUUUGUGUCGUUCCAAUGUAAUUUUAUGAGUGAGAUUAAAUAAAGGUGAUGUGUGCGCCCUUACUCUUACCUUGUGCGGAUAGAGAGAUUGUUUCUUAUAUAAAAAAUAUUGAGUUUUUAAAAGAUGUGAAUGGAAAAUGAAGAGUUGCAACUCUUAUAA